AUGUCACGGGUGAUUGACACUCGUUUAUGGAUAGACUCCUACGUCCCUCUCGGACAAUAUGCCGCCUUGGGCGUCGUCGACUGCUACGUCAGUGGCAACGAGCCGGACUCACCAGGCACUCAAGGACUACUGUUGCUAUUGCCUGAUGGAUUCGGCCUGGCCAAGCACAAUCUCAUCCUGGCAGAUAACUUUGCCAAAGAAGGAUGGCGUGUGGUGAUUCCAGACUAUUUCGAAGGUGACCCGUUGCCGAUUCAGUUUCUCAAGCAAGAUCGCUCCUUGUCAAUCGAGGAGCAGCCGUGGCCUGAAGAAGAAAAGCAGAUCCUACGCGACCUGGACUUUCCAGCCUGGCUGCAACGACAUGACCAUGCAAGGGUCUCUGCUCUUCUCGGCAAGUUGACCAGCCAUCUCAGAGACCAGUAUCCCGACUCCGCAGUUGUCGGGGUAGGGUACUGCUUUGGGGGUAAACACGUGUUGAGACUGAGCAAGAAUGUAUUGCACGCGGCCGCUUCCUUCCACCCUAGCUUCGUGGAAGCAGAGGACCUGGACGGCAUUCAGGCGCCGCUCUACAUCGGCCUGGCGGAGGAAGACGACAUGGUCCCUGCCUCACUGCCUAACGACCUCCACGAGUGGGCAAGCAGCAGGAUCGGGCCCAGAGUGCCGUUCAAGAUUGAAAGCUAUCCGCGGAUGGGCCAUGGAUUCGCCGCUCGACCGGAUACCGAGGACAAGGAUGUUCGGGAGCAGUAUCAAAAGGCGUUUGUUCGAACACUCGAGCAUUUUAGGGAGUUUGUCUCAGACAAAAUGGUAGACUAG
This is a messenger RNA of Fonsecaea nubica, 810 nucleotides long. RefSeq lists its product as hypothetical. Lineage: Eukaryota; Fungi; Ascomycota; Eurotiomycetes; Chaetothyriales; Herpotrichiellaceae. The coding region runs from base 1 to 810 and encodes 269 amino acids. Gene Ontology annotation, molecular function: hydrolase activity. The record is from RefSeq and is a predicted model, not a curated record. The transcript is spliced from 2 exons.